CAUGCAGCCGGGCUCCUCCGUCGUCGUGCUCACGGCCAGCAUUCGCCGUCGAGCCACGCUCCACGACGUAUCGACUACCUCAUAGCCGUAAAUAUCGCCGCGGUCCUCCGAGGACGACUCCGUCGUCGCGUACUGCGUUUCAGUGGCUGAUCAGAUGUUCAGGGUGCGCGAUUACUUUGAUGUAUACACACGACAUAUGUAACAGCGACGUGUGUUGUUUUGACUCCGAAAGCGAGAAGCUGUGUGUGUAUAGAAAUGACGACAGAGACAGAAGAUUCGUAAUCUGACUCCGAAAAGCUGGACCUAAUGUGCAAAACAGAGUUAAAUGUUAAUGAAGCUCCAGUAAGAUUAUAGUGAAAUAACGUUGAUCAUACUUUGGCGCGGAGGAGCCCGAGAUGAUGACGAUGUCGUAGAGCUCUGGGGUGGCUCUCUUGACGAGUCAAUUUGGAGGUUAGGUGUGUUCGUCGCGCCGACGAUUUUCUCGUUCGUCAGGACACACUCUGCUGUGCAUCUCCAGAGGCUAUUCUGUCACGCAGAGCUUUGUGUUCGUUUGCCCGUUGUGAUAAGUAAUUGUUGCGUUUAUUCGGCCAACUCUGAAAUCUCGUAUGCGGCUAUAACCCUUGUGUUGAAAGUCGCGCGCAGCACCUACACAUACAAACAAAACACAUAUGUAUUAUUGCCUGUGUAGAAUCACGGCAAGCUCAAGGGGAUGGAAAUCAACGGAGUAAACUCCACUGCACGAACCGUCUUGGCUUUUAAAGCUACCUGCCCUUGGAUGACGCAAAUAGUAUAUAUCCUUACCGCGUUCGCUCGCUUCUUACGAAAAAGUACAGAUUAUAUGUAGAACACCUACUCGCUAUACACUGACCGAAAUUUUGCCUUUCGGAGCACAAGGAUAUUAACACUCGCGGUAAAACCAAAUGUAAAUCGGAGUUGUACCCACUUCCUAUGCCCAUCGCUUACUUGUACCGAAAGAAAAAAGUAAGAAAGAGAGGCAACUGCCGCCGAAGGAGAUUCGGAGAUUUUUCUCCGUUUUGACUUACUUGUAUACAGUGGAGGUCGUGUCGUCUCUGCUUCUAAUCACUGGCCUACUCGUAACCGAUGUCGCUCGCAAUGAGAAGGUAAGCCGAUAUCAGCCAUGGACCGGCAGCAGCCGAGGCCGCAUCACCAGCACCACCACCAGCUCUUCCAUCCAUUCCGCGAAACCGGAUAAGCAGUUUUCUCCCACCGCCCGGAAAGCCGAGCUCGCGAGGCCGAAACAAAAGUGACCCUCAUCCCCGAGCACACUCGCGCGGAGGAUAAUAGAGAAGACCGUUGGAUCACGUAUGGGAGUCGGUUCGGUAAACACAGGGAGGUAAUAGAGAAACCCCCCUCGGCAGCCUGACAAAUGGCCCCGCGCGUGCCACUCGUACGUUCCUAGCUGCCACACAUAGGCGCCCUCUGGUCAGCGGACUCCAGCUCCUGCCUCGGAAAACAAUAAUUCUUUCUCCUCCUCCGACGCUGUCCGCUCUCCUUCCCCGGCGACUCGUUCAGUCCCGGCCUACGGUACUCACUUGGGGUGGCUUAUACAGCCCCGCCCGCGGAAACUCGCUGGAGGUAGUUUACGGAACGUGCACCGCGAUUACGAGUUCUAGCGGAGGGACGAGAAACUUUGGCCCGUAAGAGAGGCGACGAUGUGCCAUACACCAGUGGGAGGAGGCUCGAGUAGACGCGGUUGAGUUCCUGGAGCGAAUGUAAAAACUUUCGGCAGGCCUUGCGUUUUUCGGUACGAAAAGAGAAGAAGAGGAAUAAAAGCAGCCCCGUGUGCCAUAGGUAUAGGGGACCAAGAGUCACCAUAAAGAGAGGGCCACUGGUGGCCCACGAGGGUCGUCGCGUUGGCUAAGCAUCGGAGGAGGCUGCUGGUGCUCAUCGGCCAAGUGGUCGUCGCGAUGAAGCUGACGGCCGGGGAGGCGGUGGUGCCGCUCCUGGGUGCCUUCGCUCCGCGCUACAUCGUCAAACAGGCGACCGUCAAACGAUGCGUCGCCGCUCUGCUCCUCGUCUCCGUCAUCAGCAUAUUCUACUACACCCACUACGUCAUCAGCAGUCCGCUGUCGAGUCUGAUUCGACGAGACACGAGGCCGGAGCCGGCGAUACGCUGCUCGACGCUCCGGGGAGCGACGAGGCUCCCCAAGGCGCCGGACCACCGUAGCGAGGCGAGGCUCAGGAUCGACCCGAAGGUCCUCGUCUUCGUCGAGACGCUCUACUCGAGGCUCGGCCGGGAGAUUGCCGAACUGCUCGUCUACAACCGCAUCAAGUACAAAGUCGAGGUGGCCGGCAAGUCACUGCCGGUUCUCACGAAUCUGGACAAGGGCCGCUACGGGGUCCUGAUCUUCGAGAACCUGAACAAGUAUCUGCAGAUGGACAAGUGGAACCGCGAGCUCCUCGACAAGUACUGCAGGGAGUAUUCGGUCGGCAUCGUUGGCUUCACGCCACCCGUCGAGGAGAGCUUCGUCGGUGCCCAGCUCCGGGGAUUCCCCCUCUUCAUUCACACGAACCUCAGGCUCAAGGAUGCUCAGCUGAACGCGGCGUCGCCGAUCCUGCGGCUGACGAGGGCUGGGGAGACGGCCUGGGGUCCGCUGCCCGGCUACGACUGGACCAUUUUUCAGGCGAACCACAGCACGUACGAGCCCCUCUCCUGGGCCCAUCGGGAUAACCUCGACUACUCGACCAACUCGAGGACUCCCCUCGCCACGGUCAUGCAGGACCAUGGGCGGUACGACGGUAUCCAGCGCGUCUUCUUCGGCGGGGGGCUCAAGUUCUGGCUGCACAAGCUCCUGUUGCUCGAUUCCCUGUCCUACUUGUCGCACGGCCAGCUGAGCCUCAGCCUGAACCGUCAGAUCCUCGUUGACGUGGACGACAUAUUCGUCGGCGAGAAGAGCACGCGGCUCAAGAGGGACGACGUCCUGGCGCUCCUAGCCACGCAGCAGAGGAUACAGGCCCUCGUGCCCGGCUUCAAAUUCAAUUUGGGGUUUUCCGGCAAGUACUUCCAUCACGGCACGACGGAAGAGAACUCGGGGGACGACAUGCUCCUGGAGAACGUCGACAGGUUCACGUGGUUUUCUCACAUGUGGAACCAUCAACAGCCCCACUUGUACGAGAACGGGACGCACCUGCAGCAGGACAUGGCGCUCAAUCGGCAAUUCGCCAAGGAGCACGGCAUACCGACCAAUAGCGGCUACAGCGUCAGUCCCCACCACUCGGGCGUCUACCCGGUGCACGAGGGCCUCUACGAGGCUUGGAAGAAAGUCUGGAACAUCAAGGUGACGAGCACCGAAGAGUAUCCCCACCUCAGGCCGGCUCGACUUAGGCGCGGCUUUGUGCACCGCGGCAUAAUGGUACUGCCAAGGCAGACGUGCGGUCUGUUUACGCACACAAUAUUUAUCGAGAGGUAUCCCGGCGGCCGAGAUAAGCUCGACGAGUCGAUCCAGGGCGGCGAGCUCUUCCAGACUAUCGUUUACAACCCGAUCAACAUCUUCAUGACACACAUGUCGAACUACGGGAACGACCGUCUGGCCCUCUACACGUUCGAGUCGGUCAUCAAGUUCAUCCAGUGCUGGACGAACCUGCGGCUGUCGAGCGCUCCGCCCCUUCAGCUCGGCGAGAGGUACUUUCAGCUCUACCCGGAAGAGACGGAUCCCGUCUGGGGCAACCCGUGCGACGAUCAGCGCCACCAGAGGAUCUGGUCGAAGAACAAGACCUGCGACCAGCUGCCGCGUUUCCUAGUGAUCGGACCCCAAAAGACAGGCACGACGGCCCUGUACACCUUUCUGUCGCUCCACCCGGCCAUAAGCAGUAACCUGCCCAGUCCCGAUACCUUCGAGGAAAUUCAGUUCUUCAACGGGAAGAAUUACUACAAGGGCCUCGAUUGGUACAUGGGUUUCUUCCCGCCAGCGAGGAACGAGAGCUCGCGUUACCUCUUCGAAAAGUCAGCCACGUACUUUGACGGGGAGCUGGUGCCACGGCGGGCUCACGCGCUCUUGCCCAAAGCCAAGCUCAUCACGAUACUCCUGUCGCCGGCCCGACGAGCUUACUCUUGGUACCAGCACACCAAGGUCCAUGGUGACGUCAUCGCCAAGAAUUACUCGUUUCACUCGGUCAUCACCGCCACCGAUACUGCGCCCAAGGCCCUCAGGGAUCUUAGAAAUAGGUGCCUCAAUCCCGGUAAGUACGCCCAGCACUUGGAGCGCUGGCUGUCGUACUACCCGGCUCAGCAGUUGCACAUAAUAGACGGUGAACAGCUGCGGCAGAAUCCAGUCGAGACUCUGCACGAGCUCCAGAGGUUUCUCAAAAUCAUGCCCACCUUCAACUACUCGACGCAUCUGAGGUACGAUCCGAAAAAGGGCUUCUUUUGCCAAGUGACGAACGAGGACCGUACCAAGUGUCUCGGCAAGAACAAGGGUCGACAGUAUCCGCCGAUGGAGGAUCGGUCCUACAAAUUUUUGCAGAGGUACUACCUGUCGCACAACACAGCGCUGGUGAAGCUGCUGAAACGGCUGGGCUCGAGAACGAUACCGCAGUGGCUGAAGGACGACCUGACCGACACUGUGAUGACUUAGCAGACGCUGCAGUUCGCGUGAAACAACGCCAGUGGCGAGACCGGCGGUGACUUCGAGGACAGUAUGCUGCAGAUCCUAGAGCUCGACGUCUCCAUCGUGCCAGAACUCGAAAACGACGUGUAACAUAAGUACGUGUAUUCAUACAUUUGCGAAAGUAUAGGACAAUUUGUACAUAAGGUGUAAAAGUCGUGUCCGAUCGAUGAUUCCUAAGCUCGCUCUCCGAGUACGUUAUACAUUGUUUAAGUGUACAAUAUAUUGUGUGUGUAUGCGUGUAUGCUAAUACUGUACAAUGGCACAAGCGAAAAAUAGGCCUAAAGCGAGGCAGGCGUGUAAAAAUAUACAUGAAAACGAAAAAAGCUAGUCACUAAGAGAGAGAGAGAGAGAGAGAGAGAGAGAGAGAGAG
This is a messenger RNA of Copidosoma floridanum, 4998 nucleotides long. RefSeq names its product N-deacetylase and N-sulfotransferase sfl (gene sfl). NCBI's taxonomy places the organism in Eukaryota, Metazoa, Arthropoda, Insecta, Hymenoptera, Encyrtidae. Gene Ontology annotation, molecular function: hydrolase activity; heparan sulfate N-sulfotransferase activity; deacetylase activity. The record is from RefSeq and is a predicted model, not a curated record. Gene Ontology annotation, cellular component: Golgi apparatus.